GAAAGAAGCAUCUCUGAAGAAAUUUUGUAGAGCACAAAAGGGGAUUUAUGGAGUGCAACAACUAUUCCUGAGUUCAAUUAAACUAUGACGCCAGAAAACUCCCACCCAGAAGAAUACAGGAUUGCAUCACUGGUCUUCUACAGCUUUGUGUUCACAGUGGGAUUGCUGGUGAAUGCCACUGCACUGUGGGUGUUCAGCUGCACGACCAAGAAGAGAACAACUAUAACUGUUUAUAUGAUGAACGUCGCAUUGCUUGACCUGGUUUUUAUCUUUUCGCUGCCUUUCCGGAUAAUCUACCACGGGACGGAAGCGUGGCCUUUUGGAGAUACCUUGUGCCGGAUCCUCGGGGCUUUCACCGUGUUUUACCCAGCCAUUGCUCUGUGGCUGCUCGCUUUCAUCAGCGUGGACAGAUUCAUGGCUAUUGUCCAGCCCAAACAUGUCAAAGAACUCAAAAAUACAAAAAAAGCUGUGCUGGCUUGCGCUGGAAUCUGGAUAAUGACCCUCUCAACAACAUCCCCGUUGGUGUUUUUACGAUCUGAUCCAGACCAAGCCUCAAAUUUCACCACCUGCAUGAAAAUGCUUGAUAUCAUCCAUUUAAAGGAAGUAAAUACACUGAAUUUUUGUCGCUUGAUUUUUUUCUUUCUGAUCCCCUUGUUUAUCAUGAUGGGGUGUUACCUAGUCAUUAUUUAUAAUUUUAUUCAUGGCAAGACUUCCAAACUGAAGCCUAAGGCCAAGGAGAGAUCCAUAAGAAUUAUAGUUACUCUGAUUGCUCAGGUACUCAUCUGCUUUGUACCCUUCCACAUCUGCUUUGCCUUUCUGAUGCUUCAAGAUGAAAAUACAAGUUACAAUCCCUGGGCAGCCUUUACCACCUUCCUCAUGAAUCUCAGCACGUGCUUGGAUGUUAUACUGUACUACAUUGUUUCCAAACAAUUCCAGGCAAGAGUCAUCAGUGUAAUCCUUUAUCGAAAUUACCUUCGGAGCGUGCGCAGGAAAAGUUUUCGAACUGGAAGUGUCAGAUCACUCAAUAAUAUUAACAGUGAAAUGAUAUAAAAAGAGGAAAAAUGUCAGGGGACUUUUACAAUGCAAACAAGGGAUUCUUUUUCCAAAUUCUAGCACUCAGCUACACAGAAGGAUGUUUGAUAACCAAAGGUAACAGCUAUAUUUGUUGCAUUGUAAAUGUGACAGAAGCAGAAUAAUAACUGCACUUCUUUUUAUUUGCUCAACAUCUUUUGUUGUUUCACCUGAAAUGAACUAAAACCUAGCACCAGUGUUAAACUUUCCAAUGCUUUUAUCACCUCAAACG
Melozone crissalis (California towhee) is the source of this 1303-nucleotide messenger RNA. It is a transcript of the gene GPR18, whose product is annotated as G protein-coupled receptor 18. Gene Ontology annotation, biological process: phospholipase C-activating G protein-coupled receptor signaling pathway; positive regulation of Rho protein signal transduction. Bases 85 to 1050 code for a protein of 321 amino acids. NCBI's taxonomy places the organism in Eukaryota, Metazoa, Chordata, Aves, Passeriformes, Passerellidae. The record is from RefSeq and is a predicted model, not a curated record. Gene Ontology annotation, cellular component: membrane. Gene Ontology annotation, molecular function: G protein-coupled receptor activity. The transcript has 2 exons.